Macrobrachium nipponense is the source of this 5679-nucleotide messenger RNA. It is a transcript of the gene NaPi-III, whose product is annotated as sodium-dependent phosphate transporter 1-B-like. The transcript has 12 exons. Gene Ontology annotation, cellular component: membrane. Lineage: Eukaryota; Metazoa; Arthropoda; Malacostraca; Decapoda; Palaemonidae. Gene Ontology annotation, molecular function: phosphate transmembrane transporter activity. The record is from RefSeq and is a predicted model, not a curated record. Bases 799 to 2430 code for a protein of 543 amino acids. Gene Ontology annotation, biological process: phosphate ion transmembrane transport.
AACUAGUGUAGCGGUGACUCUAGCUCACGUCGGUCCACCCGUAGCUCACCUCCCCUCAUCAGUAGCGUUGCCGCCGGCAUUCCAGCUGGAAGCUCACUUGCCUUCGUUUUCGCAUAAGGUACUAUAGCAUUACUGGAGGCCAGGCAUUGACCAGAGGACGACCUUGGUUUAGUACUCUCUCAGGGACCUUGGCUAAACGGCACCUUUCGUAAUCGGGAAGAAAGCGGGAGAGAAAACUCGUAAGCACACACCGGUCUGCCGCCUCACUCGAACGCCAGUCGCAGUUGCAUCAACAGCAAACGGUAGUCUAGCCACACGGUCGGUAGCUGCCAGCUGAGAGAACCAGCAAAGAAACAAAGUGUAUACUCAAGAGUUUUUUCCACUGACUGAUCGGGCUCUGGCUCUCUGAAUAAUCUUUUAAGCAUGAUAUCCACUUGUUACUUUGUCUUCUUCAACAGCGUAUCCCUCCCCAAACCCAGUUGCCGUCAGGGCAAAAUCAUUCUCCUGUGACACGUACUUUCAUUCUUAGUACAAGUACAUUAUUAGUUUGUUUUCUUAGUCACACUUCCUUUUUGCUAUUUUAGAAGAUACCAGUUUCCAUUCAGUUAUUACGCGACAGAUUAUUAUCUCGAGUGAGUCACACAGUCCUUUGAUAUAAACAGUAUCUACACAAGAGACCAUUCAUUACCUUUACACUUCCAAACUUCCGUUCAGUACAAACACCUUUGUUCCCUUAAGUUUAACAACUACGUACUGUAGUCCCAUUCCUCUGAAAACAAACACGCAUAACCAACAAAAAUGGAACCCUAUUCUGAAGAACUCCUUCCCUUCGCUAUUGCUGGCUUCGUCGUUUCCUUCGUCCUCGCCUUCGGCGUUGGAGCAAACGACGUCGCCAACUCCUUCGGCACGUCCGUAGGCUCUCGUGUCCUUACUCUGAGGACUGCUUGUAUCCUAGCAACGAUAUUCGAAGUUCUUGGGGCUAUUCUCAUUGGUUAUAAAGUCUCAGACACCGUUCGAAAAGGUAUUUUGGAUGUAUCACUCUACAACAACACGGAAAAGGAACUCAUGUUGGGAUCUCUGGCCGCGCUUGGUGGAAGUGCUAUGUGGAACUUAGUUGCUACUUUCUUCAAGCUGCCUAUUUCUGGUACUCAUACCAUCGUCGGAGCAACUAUUGGAUUUUCUAUGUGUGCCCGAGGUCUCCAGGGUGUCAACUGGAUCACCUUCGCCAAAAUUGUUGGUUCCUGGUUUGUCUCCCCCAUCCUUUCCGGUAUAAUGUCCGCCACCAUAUACUUGGGUCUUAAUCACUUCAUCUUGAAGAAAGAGAAGCCCAUGGAACCAGGUCUCCGCGCUCUUCCCCUCAUCUAUGGUCUUACCCUUCUAGUCAACAUUUUCUCCAUUGUUCAUGAUGGUCCUACCCUGCUGAAGUUUGACAUGAUUCCUACUUGGGGAGCUUUUGUCAUUGCUUUGGGUGUAGGCCUCAUCACAGCUCUCUUCAUCCAGGUGAUUGUUGUACCACGCACCAGAAAGUCCAUUGAAUCUGACCUUAGGAAAGAAGGCAGUCAUGAUCAGGGUGUCAAAUUCACUUUUGACUCCACUGAUAAUCUAGAAAUGGAGGAACUAUUGUAUAACCAAGAUAACUCCAGAUCCCCAACACCACCUGGACAAGAACUCUCCGUCAUUGAAAAAGGCGUCUCUCCCACUACUUACACCUUUAAUGGCAACUCUGACUCCAACGGGUACAUCCCAGCAGAAACAAAAUCCAAUCUUCUUGGCAAUGGACUUAACAAUACAAAUCCUUCCUCACAGUCGCUUGGUCUCACAAAUAACAGCAGCCAAGUUCCUCUUGUGAGCACUAACAAUGUUAAAGUGAUUUCAAUGGAUGAACUCUCUGCCAAGAAAGAAACAGAAGUUGACCCACCUGAGGUGAAGAGACUGUUCUCAUUCCUCCAAAUCCUUACUGCUACUUUUGGUUCCUUUGCUCACGGUGGAAAUGAUGUCAGCAAUGCCAUUGGACCUUUGAUUGCACUGUGGGCCAUCUAUACUGAAGGAUCUGUUGCUCAGACAUCACCAACCCCCAUUUACAUUCUUCUCUUUGGAGGUCUUGGCAUCUCAGUUGGUCUGUGGGUGUGGGGACGCCGUGUCAUCCAGACUAUUGGUGAAGACUUAACCAAAGUGACUGCUUCCUCUGGUUUUACCAUUGAAAUUGGAUCUGCCUUUACCGUCUUGUUUGCCUCUAAGAUUGGUCUCCCAAUUUCAACUACCCACUGUAAGGUUGGCUCUGUUGUGUUUGUUGGAUGGGCCAAGUCAUCUCGCCAAGGUGUUGACUGGAAACUAUUCAGGAACAUUGUCAUUGCCUGGGUUGUGACUGUGCCCCUAACUGCUGGUAUCUCUGCACUACUCAUGCUUAUAUUUAAGAUUGCCUUUAUAUAAUGUAUCACCUGCUACUGUGAUAUUAAGUAGGGUAUAUAGCAUUGUAAAAGAUGUAGAUUCUUUUUCCUUGCAUGGAAAGUUUUUUCACUAAAUUCUUUCACUACCAAAUUUAUUAGGCAAGUAAGGUCAAUGUUGCACAAAUUUUUUCAACCUUCCUAGUGAGAGAAUUUAGCGCAAGUUAUUUUAUAAUGCAAAGUUCAAAUUGUCCAGAGGGUGAAAGUGUACUAAGGAAGGAAAUCUAUAUCAUUUAAAAGAAAUAUUCCCUACAACUUAAUUGUUAUUGAAUGAUAUUGCCUAUUGCUGCCUCAGCUUUCUGAGUUCCAUUUCUUCUAUUACAGUAGUCCUUUAGUGUUCGAAAAUAAUGCUACUCAGUCUAAACUUAGUGAUACAAAACUACACUCUUAAUCGAUCAUAGCAUAGUGGCAGUAUCCUAUAGAAGUCAUAUGAAGUAUGUUAUGUGCUGUUGAGGUUUGCUGUUCUAUGUUCAUAUCAAGAGACCAAGUGCAGUAUCCUCUGUGUGUGUCUGACAACAGCAUUAUUUUAGGUAUACCAUAAAUUUAGUCUGUGAUUAUGAGUCUUGUGAUAUAAAAUCAUAAUAAUGUGGAUCCUGUCAAACUUUUCUUAGUGAUAAAAUUCAAGAUGUAUAGCUGGGUAAUGUAGUGAAGGAGUUUCACAUCUUUUUUGCAGGGGAAUGCGGUAAUGUCAAAAUACAUUUAAUUCAGUAAAAUAGUAGGUCAAUAUAAGAAAUUGGCCCAGUUUUAGUAGUCACUGAAGGGAGAUCUUGGUUGAUUGAUUGUUCCUUAGAUAUAAAUCUUACCUGAGAACAUCGAUGUUGCCAGUGACCAGUUGUAAAAGAUGCAAAGAUUAAGGUCUAGUACAUACACUUAAGAUGAGAAGGAAAAGUCAGAUCAUGAAUUAGCAAAAAUUUUUAUAUAACUACAAAGGAUUGCUGAGGUGGCUAGAAUAGGUGUAACACUAAAUAUUUGGAGAAGACCUUCCUUUUUCAUGGUCUUGGUUAGAUAUCAGUAUUCUUUUUCAUGAAGGGAUCAUUAUUGUUAGUUUUUAGUUACCAUAACCAUUAGAAUACUCCAUAUCUGACCGUGAGUUGCAUGCCAAGCUGGGAACUACAUUAUAGAUAAAGAUUUUUAUAUAACUACACAUAUAUAUUUGUAUUUAAUGGAUUCAUAUUGGUCAUUAGAACAUUGUUCAUCAAGCUUACCACUGUCGUGCUGCUCACCAUUUUCUAUUUAUUUUUCUUUUUUUUUGUAAAGGCUGUGAGAAGGUUGGUUCUCAUAAAACUUUCAUUCAUCACUUCAUACAUUGAAUAAUAAUUUACAUUUUAUAUAUAUCAUCACUCACUCAUAAACAUGCUGUGUAUGUGAAAGCAUGUGUAUGUAUGUAAAGUAUACAUGUGUGCAUUACACACAGACACACACACCCCUACAUGUGUGUUGUGAAUUGUCAGAUUAUUUUAAUAGCUAAUUUUAUAUAUUGUAUAACUCACUGAUACUUUUAUGUUAUUAGUAAAAUUUUAGAGCAGUAUUAUGAUAAUACACCUUGAAGAAACAUGAUCAGAAUGAUUUAUUAUCAUAUAUACAGUACUACAUAACAUGAAAUCUUCCAUAUCAUAGGGUGAAAGGUCAUGAAUGUUAUAAUUUACUGGAUGGAUGACAUGUAGAUUAUAUUUCUGAAUUGUAAAUUGAACUUCCUUUUUUAAGAAAAAAUUUGCAAAGAAAAUGUAUUUUUUAUAGAGGCUUAUGUGUGAUACUGAAUUGUGUGAGCUGUCCUUUUGAGAGUUCUGUAUUUAUGUUUAGUUUAUGUGCACUAAAAUCUCAAUACUGUCCCCUGAGUCAUUCUGAGCACAAAAGUUGUGCUUGGACUUCAUCUAGCACAGCUGUUUCUGUAAAAGGGGGGAGGGGGGUUGGCAGAUAUGAUUAGUAACAUACACAGUUUAUGUGUAAAGGAUGGUUUUAGAAAACAUACAGGGUAGCCAUUUUAAACCAUACAUUGUAUAUCGUUGGAAGGAGCCUUGUUAUACAUGUUGGAUACAGGUUUGGUGAUAAGUACACUGUAGGUAUAGGGGUUGGAAAAGCUUGGUGGUUUAUCUGGAAAAAAAAUGGUCAUUGAAAACAGAUCGGAAUGGGAAUAAAUCGGGGGAAAUGGCCACAAACUAGUCGUGUUUACAUUAGUUCUGUAAUUCGUAUUAUAUUAUAUUUUUUCAUAGUUGGAUUAAAUAUUUUAGGCAAUGAAAUAUAUGAUAAACUUUCAAGAGACUAUAUUGGUGUCAAUUUUUGUACUCUUGGGGUUGUGACAGACAUGAACAGUACUACAGGAAACUUUAUUUACCUGAUGACUGUACUUCACGAUCAUACUCGAGAAAAUUUUGUAGAUUCUAUGAUUCUAAGAGUUUUGCAAUUGUUACAGACUUCAAUAAUCCUUUUUACUUUGAGAAUGGGACAGAUUAUGUAUCAUUUUGGUGCUCUUGAUUUGUCUUAAAGAAAAGUGUCAUCUGUAUUUCAUGUCCAGUUAGAUCUAACCUCAGUUAUUGAUGAUUAUAUGGAAGCUAUUUAUAUUUUAAAGUCAUUUUAUGAUAUAUUAGAAAAUACUAGAUUGCUAUGAUUUAGCAGGUACGUUCUGCUUCACUAUCUAUAAAAGAUUAAUUUAUAUACUUUCAAUACUGUACUAUCUUUUUCAAAGUUAUCACUGAUUUGAUAAUUUUAUAUAUAUAUAUAUAUAUAUAUAUAUAUAUAUGUGAUAUAAUGUAAUUACAUCUCCACUUACAUUUUUCUCCUAUGUAGAAUAUAUAUAUAUAUAUAUAUAUAUAUCAUAUAUAUAUAUAUAUCCUCGGUGUUCAGAAUAGUUUGCAAUACGAGGUGUUACAAUUUCUGGUUGAACAUGCAUGUAAAAGUUAUUGAACUACAGGGAUUUCUAUUUCUUUUGAAGCAAAAUUUGUAUUUUUCAUUGCUAAUUUACUGAAGUAAAUGCUAGAUUUUAAGACCCAAGGCUUUUACUCUGGUGGAAAUUAAGGUUCACCAUAAAGUUUUUAAAAAUUUAAACAAAUAAGGACUACCCUAUUUUCACUCAACAUACAAAUUAGCAAUGUUGAAGCCUAAAUGUUAGUACAGUAUUGUUUAAAUGGCAUUGUUGGCUUGUCAGCGAUGAUUUUUAUUUUCUCUGUGAGGAUAAUCAGUGCUAACAAUCUUCUGAACUAUUUGUACAGAAUGAAAUAUAAUAUUUUGUUUGUAACAA